This is a messenger RNA of Ciona intestinalis (vase tunicate), 1449 nucleotides long. The record is from RefSeq and is a predicted model, not a curated record. NCBI's taxonomy places the organism in Eukaryota, Metazoa, Chordata, Ascidiacea, Phlebobranchia, Cionidae.
UCCUUAUCCAAACGCGGGAUUUCCCUUGGGCAUAAAAUACAAUAGUUAUCCUUUAACUAAGAUCUAAUAUUGAAUAGUUGUUAGGCAAGUAUUUUUGCUUCAAUCGUGUCCAAUAAUGUCGGCAAGAGCAUGUACUCCGUUUGGAGAAAAGCAGGAACCUUUUAAAUUUGAUAAAUGGAAGUUCAUAUCAAAGAAACGGCACAUUCUGACGUCAAAUGAAGUAGACAAUUUGUCAGAGAAAUUGGCGUUACCCCAACUGCCAGAAAUGACAUUUGGCGCAAAUAAAUUUGAAAUGCAGCAUGACACGGGAUUCUCCAUUCAUUUUAAUGCAGUUGAUGCACUUGCGCUUGUAGAUAAUAAGAAAGACUUAAUGAAAGUGGCCAUGGCUAAAGAAUGGGCAGAAAGCAGAAAAGGCAAUGAAUAUAUUUCACAAACCGUCAAACCAUUUGAUUGGACGUACACAACAAACUACAAAGGGACAUUGACUGAUCCAAACCACAUAGUUACAGUUAGUGAAACAAGUGAAAAGAUUGAUCUUGAGAGAUUAAAAAAGAGAGAAAAGAUUUUAUAUUUUGAAGAAAUGAUGUUGUUUGAAGAUGAAUUGGCUGAUAAUGGAUCUGCACAACUUACUGUGAAAAUAAGAGUUAUGACGUCUUGCUUUUUCCUUCUGAUGCGUUUCUUUCUUCGCGUUGAUGGUGUUUUAUCAAGAAUUUAUGACACUAGGUGGUAUCAUGAGUUUGGGAAAUCUUAUCUUAUCCGAGAAUAUUCAGAAAAAGAAAAAAGUUUUUUCCAAAUGAGAGGUAUUUCCCCUGCUACUUUGACAGACCCUAACCUAUUGGACGGUCACCUUACUACGCAAAAGAGAGUGGUCGAAAAAAUUGACUUUUCUGGUACUUCUGGCACCACAGAAGAUACAAAAUCAUCCAAAAACGAGACUGUGUCUAAAACUGAUGUUUCUGAUUCUAAUUGCCCAUCGAAAACUGUCAUUUCUGAACCGAAAUAACAAGCAGCAGAAGAAAAUGACAUUUUUCAAAAAAACGCGAAAAUAAAACUGUUUUGUACGCAAAUCGAAGAAAAUAUCAAAAAAAACUCUGUGUUUUUGUUAGUGUGCUGCUGUAUUGGUUAGAAAACGCUGGACCUGAAUGCAGACGUUUUAUAGCAACAGUCAUUUCAGUGGGCGAAUCAGUCUGUUUUCUCCAAGGAUAUUGGCCCCACAUAAGUCACAUAUGACUGUUAAACAACUAACACAACCAUGCAGAAAACAAGGCGCAUUCUACCUAACUGUGAGUCAUGUUUUCCAAUUCAAAACUAGAUGUGUGGUCACUUGCACAUUAUCACUUUAAAAAGCUUGCUGCACGUUUUAAAUUUUCUUGACAAAUCCUAUAGUAUAGCGCCUUUACGCUUUAUGAACGUGUUAUUACGUUGCUAUAGCAUAAACUUCCUUUAUUA